UACGCGACAGUGUACGGCUGCUAACGCUGCUAACCAGCUCCUCCUGUCAUUUACCACUACAUUAUUGACCUGUAAGUUGUGUCACUGCAGUUUAAAAGGACAAACGUGCAUGUGGAGUUGUUUUCUUGAAAGGUUUGUUCACAUGUGCAGUUUUCAUCCCUCUGGAUGUUGAGUGUGCGGACUCUGUUUGGGAUCGGCGUCCUGGUGACCUCGCGAGCUGCUUCGGUCCUCGCUCAGACGAGGACAUGUCCACUGUCCACUGCAGCUAACAACCACAAGAGGGACUGUUUCAGCAGCAGACCAGCAUCCACCAUGGCCCAGACCAUUAGAUAUCUGGGGCAGGAGGAGGCCCAGCACAUCGACGAGGAGCUCUUCACUGAGUACGGCUUCAGCGUGGAUCAGCUGAUGGAGCUAGCUGGACUCAGCUGUGCCACAGCCAUCACACGGGCGUAUCCAGUCGCUUCUCUGGUGAAGGCCAGACCUUCUCUGCUGGUGAUUUGUGGACCAGGUAACAACGGAGGCGACGGCCUGGUCUGUGCCCGACACCUGAAACUCUUUGGUUACGAGCCAGCCGUCCUGUACCCGAAGAGGCCGAACAAACCGCUGUUCCACGGCCUGACUACACAGUGCCAGAAGAUGGAGAUCCCCUUCCUCACUGAGAUGCCUGAGGCCAAAGUGAUCGAUGAGGCUUACAACCUGGUGAUAGAUGCGAUCUUCGGCUUCAGUUUUAAGGGGGCUGUGCGAGAGCCUUUUGGUUCCAUCUUAUCUGUGCUGAAGAAGACCACAGUCCCCAUAGCAAGCAUCGACAUCCCCUCAGGUUGGGACGUGGAGCAGGGCGGCUCAGAUGGACUCCAGCCUGACAUGCUCAUCUCUCUCACUGCUCCCAAGAAAUCUGCCUCCUUGUUCAGGGGACGAUACCACUUCCUCGGAGGACGCUUCGUGCCACCUGGUCUGGAGAGGAAGUACCAGCUGAACCUGCCUCAGUACCCCGGCACGGACUGUGUGUUACAGCUGUAGGAGGUUUAGAUUUUAAUGGAGGUGUCUGUAGCUCCAGGAAGAGGAAAGGAAGAUUUCAACAUGUUGGAGAAAAAAACACUAAUCCACCCCACCUUCUUUCUAAGAGUUAGAUGAGGAUAUGGAGGAGAGGGUCACUAACUUAGCUUAACAUCAAAAAGACUAAAAUCAACCAGACUCUGAUCUGGUAGGUCAACUGUUUUCUCUUUAUUCCAGUCUUUAUGCUUAUGCUAAGCUAACGCCAUCGGCUGCUUUAGCUUCAGAUUGAGUGUGCAUACAUGAGAGGUAUCAAUCUUCUCAUCUAAGGCUACAUCCGCACUACUAUGUUUUCAUUUCACGAUCUCCAUCCAGGCUAACACACCUGAAAAUACAGACAUACACUGAGCAGGUGUGAGCCGGUGUAAACAGUAGGCAGAUUGUCUACUCUGCUGUUGAUUAGUUGCACAAAAUACUACAAACGAGGAACAGCAAAGUCAGUACCACUGGUAGUCGAGGAUAAUGAGAACCAAUCAGGAGAGUUCGUGGGUGUCUUUGUCAUCGUUUCCAAAGGUCUCAGUUUCAACACAGCCCCAGAGUUUUCAAAACUGGGUUAGCAGAAUUUCUGAAACUCGAAGCUCAAAAACCCUGGAGUCGAGUGAAUGGCUGGGGGAAAUGUAGGAAAAGAGAUUUUAUAACAAAACAUAGUAGUGUGGAUGUAGCCUAAAUCCUUAUUGUUGAACUGUUCCUUUAAACCAAUCAAAUCUAAAUGUGGUUGUGGGAGUGAGUUUAAGGCUCUGGAGGAAUUGUCUCCAUGUGAAAGAUUGAACAUAGCAGCUGCUUCAGCUACAUCAAAAAAAAAAUAAAAAAAAUAAACAUGA
This is a messenger RNA of Seriola dumerili (greater amberjack), 1871 nucleotides long. RefSeq names its product NAD(P)HX epimerase (gene naxe). NCBI's taxonomy places the organism in Eukaryota, Metazoa, Chordata, Actinopteri, Carangiformes, Carangidae. Gene Ontology annotation, cellular component: mitochondrion. The coding region runs from base 166 to 1017 and encodes 283 amino acids. The record is from RefSeq and is a predicted model, not a curated record. The transcript has 7 exons. Gene Ontology annotation, molecular function: NAD(P)HX epimerase activity.